UUUUGAGUUGAUUAAUCAUCUUUGUUGAGUGGUAGUGUUUUCUCUGUAUUCUGAAUUGAACUUGAACUGAGUAGCAGCAAUACUAAGAAAUAAAGAAGUGAUGUUGAAUGAACAAAGAUCAAUCUUGUUAUUCACACUCUUCUCAAUUCAUCUCCUUCAAUCAACAACCUCAAAUCCAAUCCCCUCAUACCCAUGCAAACCACCACACCACUCUCACUACUCAUUCUGCGACAAAUCCCUUCCUAUUACUACAAGAGUAAACUCCCUCAUCUCCCUCCUAACGCUCUCCGACAAAAUUCAACAGCUAUCGAACAACGCUUCCUCGAUUCCGAAUCUCGGCAUCCCUCCUUACCAAUGGUGGUCUGAGUCUCUGCACGGUAUAGCAACUAACGGUCCCGGCGUUUCUUUUAACGGAACCGUUAAAUCCGCAACUGAUUUUCCUCAAGUUAUUGUUUCCGCUGCUUCGUUUAACCGUUCGCUUUGGUUUCUUAUUGGAUCUGCUGUGGGUGUUGAAGGUAGGUCCAUGUUUAAUUUGGGCCAGGCUGGGUUGACUUAUUGGGCCCCCAAUGUUAAUAUUUUUAGGGAUCCUAGAUGGGGGAGAGGACAGGAAACUCCUGGUGAGGAUCCUAUGCUUGCUUCUGCUUAUGCUAUUCAGUUCGUUAGAGGUCUUCAAGGUGUUCAAGGAAUCAAAACUGUGUUCCAUGAUCAUCAUGAUCAUUAUCAUGAUCAUGAUGAUGAUGGUCUUAUGGUUUCUGCUUGUUGCAAACAUUUCACUGCUUAUGAUUUGGAGAAAUGGGGAGAGUUUGCUAGGUAUAAUUUUAAUGCUGUGGUAUCACAACAGGAUUUGGAAGACACUUACCAGCCACCGUUUCGUGGUUGUGUUCAACAAGGGAAAGCGAGUUGCUUGAUGUGUUCUUAUAAUGAAGUUAAUGGUGUUCCUGCUUGUGCUAGUGAGGAUCUUCUGGGACUGGUUAGAAACCAGUGGGGAUUUGAAGGGUAUAUCACCUCAGACUGUGAUGCUGUGGCUACUGUUUUUGAGUAUCAGCAUUAUGCAAAAUCUCCAGAAGAUACAGUUGCUGAUGUUCUUAAAGCAGGUGUGGAUAUUAAUUGUGGAACAUCCUUGCUUCUGCACACUGAAGCUGCCAUUGAACAAGGAAUGGUGAAGGAGGAAGAUUUGGAUAGAGCUCUUUUCAACCUUUUCUCUGUUCAAAUGCGCCUUGGCCUGUUCGAUGGAGAUCCCAGAAGAGGAAAGUUUGGCAAACUGGGACCUCAGGAUGUUUGCACAACGGAACACAAAACACUUGCACUUGAAGCUGCAAGGCAGGGAAUUGUACUGCUGAAGAAUGACAACAAGUUCCUUCCCUUGGAUAGGAAUGAUGGUGCCUCCUUAGCUAUCAUUGGCCCAAUGGCAACUACAAGCAAAUUAGGUGGUGGUUAUUCAGGAAUUCCUUGCUCCCCAAAAAGCUUAUAUGAUGGACUUAAAGGAUAUGCAAAGACGAUAUCAUACGCUUUUGGUUGCCGUGAUGUACCAUGUGAUUCUGAUGACGGUUUUGCUGAGGCUAUAGACAUUGCAAAAGAAGCAGAUUUUGUUGUUGUAGUUGCAGGGCUUGAUACAACACUAGAGACAGAGGAUCUCGAUCGAGUUAGUCUUCUUUUACCUGGUAAACAAAUGGACCUUGUAUCCCAUGUUGCUGCUGCUAGUAAAAGACCAGUGAUUUUAGUUCUUACUGGUGGAGGACCCCUUGAUGUCUCCUUCGCUGAAACAAAUCAACUAAUCGCAAGUAUUCUUUGGGUGGGGUACCCUGGUGAAGCUGGUGGAAAAGCACUAGCUGAAAUUAUCUUUGGAGAGUUCAAUCCAGCUGGUAGGCUUCCGAUGACUUGGUACCCUGAGUCAUUUACCAAUGUUCCCAUGAACGACAUGAGAAUGCGAGCCGAUCCUUCGCGCGGUUAUCCAGGAAGGACCUACCGAUUUUAUACUGGAAGUAGAGUAUAUGGAUUCGGGCACGGCUUAAGUUACAGUGAUUUCUCAUACAAAUUUUUGUCAGCUCCAAGUAAACUUAGUUUGUCUAGAAUCACCAAAGGUGGUUAUAGAAAAAGCUUAUUAAACAAGGUAGAAAAAGAUAUGUCUGAAGUUGAUCAUGUUCAUGUCGAUGAGUUGCGAAAUUGCAACUCAUUAAGCUUCCUAGUGCAUAUUUCUGUGAUGAACCUUGGUGAUUUGAAUGGAAGUCAUGUGGUGAUGUUGUUCUCUAAAUGGCCUAAAGUUAUACAAGGUUCUCCAGAAACCCAGCUUGUUGGAUUCAGUCGUUUGCAUACAAUUUCUAACAAAUCUAUUGAAACAAGUAUUUUGGUGGAUCCUUGUGAACACUUCAGUUUUGCAGAUGAGCAAGGAAAAAUGAUAUUGCCCUUGGGCCAUCAUGUUUUGAACGUAGGGGAUGUAGAGCACACUGUUUCUAUUGAAAUUUAUUGAUGGCUUGUAAAAUGUCAACUGUGUAAUUCUUUGACGAGUUGACAUUUUACUAAAAAAAAUUAAUAAUUAAAUAUGUGUUGUAAAAUUCAAUUUAUGUAUAUGUUUUCAUGGAUUAGGUUUAUUCUUUAUUGUGAACCCAAGUUUGUAUAGACAUGAAUUUGUCUAUAAAACAACAAGUUGACAUGAAUUUA
Messenger RNA from Cicer arietinum (chickpea), 2658 nucleotides. RefSeq names its product probable beta-D-xylosidase 6. The record is from RefSeq and is a predicted model, not a curated record. Gene Ontology annotation, biological process: xylan catabolic process; arabinan catabolic process. Gene Ontology annotation, molecular function: xylan 1,4-beta-xylosidase activity; alpha-L-arabinofuranosidase activity. NCBI's taxonomy places the organism in Eukaryota, Viridiplantae, Streptophyta, Magnoliopsida, Fabales, Fabaceae.